GUCGCUCCUACCUGUGGACAGGUAAAGGGGGGCAGGCAGGGGGGAUAAAAGCCGACCUACAUGCAGAUCAGAGUUUACAGCUGGGCUUUGUUUCUCAUUUAUGCUCUCGCCUGAAUACGACUGUGCCAAAGUUCAGUGUUCACAACCUGCAACAACAAAAGGAGAAAGAAGACACUGAGCUAGAUGUUCCCCAGCAGCUUCAGCGCUCAGAUUCAGUGAGAAAAACGAGAGGAUUCAGAGAGGACGAUCAGAGAGGGUCCUUCCAUUGGUGAUGCCAUACUAGAACUUCCAAAGUCUUUCUCCGUUAUAAUUGGCGCAGACAAACAUGGCGACCAGGAAGAAAGAGGUCCAGCGAAGGAUUGUGUCCAAGGAUGGCCAUAAUAAUGUACGUAUCGACAACGUGGAGGGCAUGGUGAAGCUGUACCUACAUGACAUCUGGACCACCGUAGUGGACAUGAAAUGGCGCUACAAGCUCACUCUGUUUGCCUCCACCUUCGUCAUGACGUGGUUCAUCUUCGGGGUCAUCUUUUACUUUAUCGGCAUGGGCAACGGCGACUUUGAGCCUGGUCUGAGCACCAACCACACACCCUGCGUACAGAACGUUGGGACCCUCACCGGAGCCUUCCUCUUCUCCCUGGAGUCACAGACCACCAUUGGUUAUGGUUACCGUUACAUCUCAGAGGAGUGUCCACUCGCCAUCUUCACCCUGGUGGCUCAGCUCGUCAUCACCGGCCUGGCUGAGAUCUUCGUCACCGGAGCUUUUCUUGCCAAACUGGCCCGACCCAAGAAGCGAGCUGAGACCAUCAAGUUCAGCCAGCUGGCGGUGAUCUGCCGGCGUCAGGGGAAGCUGUGUCUGAUGGUGAGGGUGGCGAACAUGAGGAAGAGUCUUCUGAUUCAGUGUCAGCUGACUGGGAAGCUCCUUCACUCCAAUGUGACAGAGGAAGGCGAGAAGACACAAGUCCACCAGAGCUCCGUGGACUUCAACAUGGACUCCAGCAGCGAGUGCCCCUUCCUCAUCCUACCGCUCACCUUCUACCACGUCCUGGACGAGCACAGCCCGCUGGCAGGCCUGAACGCAGAGAACCUCCGCACGCGAGACUUCGAGCUCCUCGUCACUCUGAACGCCACCAUGGAGUCGACUGCGGCCACGUGUCAGAGCCGCACCUCCUACGUCCCCCAGGAGAUCCUCUGGGGCUACGAGUUCAAGCCCGUUCUGUUCAGCACCACAGGGGGGCGCUAUGUUGCAGAUUUCAACUUUUUCGACAAGGUUCAAGUUAGCAACGACCCAGCCUUCCUCAGCAACAACACGGAGAAGCUCAAAUUGGAGGAGGACUACAAGAAAGAGUAGAGGAGACAUGUUUCAUUGCUUAUGUUGGAAAUAAGGUCAGGACUGUGCCUGUUGGUCAGAGUUACUGUCUUAUUUAUGGCCCCAUGAUUUCACAGAUUAAGAGUUUUAACACUCCAAAUGUUUUGGUUUAAUACUGAUUCUAAAUAUAUAUUUUAGUAAGGAAACCUUGGGAUACAUAACUAUUGCUGAGUGAGGGCUUUAUCGUUGUUAAAUAGCAUUUUCUUAAAUAUGGAAUUUCCAUGCUGAUCCAUCCAUUUUAUUUUACCCUGUUUUUCAUGAUAACGUGAUUUCUGUUGUUGUUUGUGGAAAUCUAAACUUUUUAAGUUGUUUACUCAAGACAACAGGGUGGUUUUCCAGUGACACCAGUUUAUUUCUUGGGAUCUUGGAAAAAUGACCAGUUACUAUUGGAGAUCCUAAUCUUGCAAAGUGUAUGGAUUUUCCAGAUUCCAUGUCUGUCCUCGGGAAGAUCCAUUUCCCAAAGCUUCAAUCUGAAACGUCUGUGCCUGGUCUGAGAAUGACUGGACCAGUUAGCAUCAUUUUAGUAAACUGAGGCGAUAGCUAAAAGCUUGGUUUAGUUUUACUGCAAGUCUGUAAACAAUGGAGACCAGUGACGCGAUUAGCUCAGAUGUAGCUAUAGCGGCAGUUUUAUCAGAAAUGGACAACAUUUUUUACUAGAAGAGCAAAGAAUCCCACUGAAAGCUUGUCUUGGUGGAAAAUAUGCUUUUGCUUUUCUCCUGAUUGGUUUUGGCAAGAAUUUGAUUCACCGUCUGGCUCCACUGCAGUUAAAAACAAUAUGGCUGCCUGUUGAGUGCAUAUAAGGAAGUUUACUCCACAGGGCUGUGCCCGCCUACAUCAUAUGCUUUUCACUCUGAUUGACCCAUCCCAAAAUUUAGAGAUAGAACGCUUGCACAAUAACCCUUUGAGAUUUUUGUAGAAGUGUCUGCCCUCCCGAAACACCAUUCAUGGGCUGUUGUCCAAAUGUAUGCAAAAUACAUCCAAUCCAAUGGAUAUCUGAAAAACUCUAUAGGUUUUUUGCAGUCAUGUGAUACCAGUGACAACCAAAUUACUUAGUCCUGCAGAAGGGAGACAAGAGUCUUGAGGAAUCUAGUAAGAGAAAUAAAUAAAAAUGGCUGUCAAAAUCAACACCAGUGCGAAGUGUCCAUCUUUCUGCAAACAAUUCUUGGACAGUUUUGAAUUCAACAGCAGUGCACUGAACUGUUGAAUUCUUCUGUGUGAAUGCACUUUGCACAAAUAUGCGACCAAAAUAUGAAAUAUUUAGUACAGAGGAUGCAAUUUAGAGCACAACGUUUAAGGCUAUAUCCACCAGUUUGAAAUACACUGCGUGAAAUUAAAGCCAGUUUUACAUUUUGUGGCAAGAUUUACUUUGUUGGAAAGACUAAAAAUGGAGCCUGUGUGAUAGACAUGAUGCUAAAGCUAGGUCACAGUUAGCUUACAAGCUGUCAGACUGGGAAAUGAUGGAAACAGCUAGCAUGAAAGUAAAGGGGUAAAAUUUAUUUUUUAAUUGUGGUAUAAAAAUUUUUUAAAAUGAAGAUAAUUUUCGCAUUGCUUUGUUGGGUGUAACUUCACGAUUACACUAAGUAGGAUAGCAAAGCUAAUGAAGCAAAGAUUAGCUCUGUCAGUGAGAAUUCCCCAGCUUUUGUUUUGUUUUUUGUUUUUUUUAAAGUCCUUGCAGUUCUGUAUGUUUGUUAAAACUGAGAAGAACUUGUCAAAAUCAGUGCCUGUCUAAAUCAAAUGGAUGUUUGAAUCCAUAAUUUAAUAUGAACGUGUUUUUAACCUACUUUAGCAUGACGGAUACAGUGGUCAUUGCCAUGAUUGCAGGUUGGAAAACAAUAAAAUAACAAAUGUGUCAUGUUCAGUGAGUUUGGAGACAUCUUAAAAGCAGCCAUACACAAGAAAAAGUGUACAUUUUACUUUUUACUAGCCUGUUGCCUUCCACUGUCUCCUAUCAGUAUGCUAAGCUAAAGCUAGCUAAACUAACCUCCAGUCCUGAAAGAUCGGCAAGCAGAAACACACUCUAACAACUGUUUCUUUUUGUAAAUGGAUCCCUUUAAUAAGGAAUAAGAAAUAUGAGUUUAUGAAGGCUAAUAUAAUUAAAUGUGUCUAUUUUCAAGUGAUUUACUGUGUCUCUACCAAGGUAAAAUAGGAGUGUACAUGAUAUGAUUCUUUGAAACACACAAGCUUUCCAUCUUUUUUAAACUGGUCUGGGUUAUGGUGUAUGAAACACUAUGUAUGGGACUCAAUGAUGUAGCACUGCAAUGUUAAUAAAAUUGGGUCAUUUUCUAAA
Cheilinus undulatus (humphead wrasse) is the source of this 3653-nucleotide messenger RNA. RefSeq names its product potassium inwardly rectifying channel subfamily J member 15 (gene kcnj15). NCBI's taxonomy places the organism in Eukaryota, Metazoa, Chordata, Actinopteri, Labriformes, Labridae. Gene Ontology annotation, cellular component: plasma membrane. The coding region runs from base 326 to 1348 and encodes 340 amino acids. The record is from RefSeq and is a predicted model, not a curated record. Gene Ontology annotation, biological process: regulation of monoatomic ion transmembrane transport; potassium ion import across plasma membrane. Gene Ontology annotation, molecular function: inward rectifier potassium channel activity. The transcript is spliced from 2 exons.